AGUCGGCGACGUGAUAUUGAAUGAAUCGUACGCGCGUUUUAUCAUCGAUACCGUUAUAACACGUAUUAAAGUACUAAGUACUAAACCAAGUCGAUUUGCGUUAAGUUGUGUGGCGUUAACGAAAACAAAAACACAUACAAAAAACACGAAACACCAGCCAACCGUGUGUACGUACGGUGAGCCAGCGGUGAGAAACGAUUGCAGUUUACAGUUUCAUACAAAGUUGCAGCAUUAAUUACAGCGGCAGUACAGUGCGGUGUAUUACCGAUCGACAUAUAAAUAAAGUGGGGUAGAAAAGUGAGCUGAUACUUGAAAUUCAAUAUCUGCCUCAACGGCAAACUCGAAUGCCAACACUAACUACCCAUCUGAUUAAUUGCAACAACAAAUACAAACAACAACAACCAUAGUUGUAGGAGCAUCAAUUGCAGCCGCGUCACACCAUCGCCAUCGUCAACGCCAUCAACAACAUCAACAUCAACUUGUGCUGAACAGUGCUGCAACACACUUCCGAUCCGCACCAACACCGGCUUUCUUUCCAAAGCCAAACUACUUGUUAUUGCAUAUGGGAACUUCUUGCUGCAUAAACGCCUGCUAGUAAUACACUCGUAAAAUACUUGGAAUUACACGAAAUUGCAAUUUUCACAGCAAAGGCGUCAAACUACAUACUUACAAACACAUAAGUAAAAACAAGAGUGAAAACUUUGCAAAAAUAUUAAAAACCAAUAUUCGUGUGCAAGUUUGUUGCAAAAAACGGUUAAAGUGAAAAAAAAGAUUCGAAAAUAUCAGCAAAAGGUUUUCUUGCAGCGAAAAAAGACCACAAUGAAACCAACCAAAGAAAAUUAUAAAGUCAUCAAAUAAGGAAGUGCAUGAAGAAAAUUGUAAGUGCAAACAAAUCUCUAGAUACUAUCGUGCAUGUAUGUAAGUGUGUAUAACUAACUGUUAGGGAGUCGCAGCGAUUAUAUUACACGCCGCAAAUUGCAUAACUGCAAAUCACUUUGCAGCCACAGAGAAGCGAAGAAAUAGAAACAUAAUACAAAAGCCACAGGAGCAAAAGAAAAGUGUUAGAGAUCACAUUUGCGGGCAGAAGAACAAAGUAGUCGCAGAAAAAUAACUAGGCAAGCCGAUAGUUGUGAGAAGCGCAGCGGUAACGCGGAAGAAUAAAUUUGCCGAGGAAAAGGCGUCACAAAAACCAACUGACUGUACAUAGGCCGCAAGAAGGUGUAUACGUUUGCAGGGGCAAGAAAAAGAAGACGUAGCAAAGGAAGUAAUCACUUGCCCGGUAAACAACAGCAAUUUAAGACAGUCAGACUUUAUGCACGCACACUCGAAGUAGAGAAGAUCGAAGGCGAAAAACGAAAGAACCAGCUUCGAAAAACAACCAGAAAACGAAAAUAGGAAUAAUGGCAACGAAAACUGUUAUAAAUACAAAUGCACCUUCAGCGCGUGGCAUCUCUAUUGUAAUUGACCAAGAUCAAGCAACACAACAGCACCACCAACAACUUAUUGUCAAUUGCCAGCAAGAAACGUUAAGGUCGUCACAGAAAGCUGAAAAUGGCAAGAUCACCAUCUAUCAAAAUACAGUCACAACAAGAACACAAAUGGCACCAACACCGUCAACGGCAAUAACUAGAACAGUGGUCACUAAGUUGCAACCACAACCAAGUAAAUUGGUGGCGUCAACAAAGACAGCAACAACACGAAUUGGUGUUAACCAUGGUCAUAAUUAUCCAUAUAACGAACGUAACAAUGAUGAUGUUGCCGGUAGUAAUGAAGAUCCAAAUGAUGAGCGCGCAUUUCGUCGUUCAUUUACCAUUCAAAGUGGUGAGUUUGGAAAUGAUCAAAAAACUAGUUACACCACAAGUAAGCACACAAUUGUUACCUCUACCGCAGUUCCAACUUUUCCACACUUACUGUUGAAAGUGGCUAAUGAAAGAGGAAAAUCUAGUAAUGAACAAAGCAGCAGCGCCGGCAACUCCGAAGAAAUGGUCGAAACGAAUGGAAACGAAGAUAAUUUAGUUAGAGCUGGAAUUUCUGUUGGAAAACUGCAAGUAAAUAGAAAUGUGGCCGUUGCCGCUAACGCUGCUGAGGCCACAGGUGUUGCGAGCGUAAAUAGUCAAAAUGGACAGAGCACAGACAUAAGCACAUCGGCUACAACCAAUACAAAGACAACAAUAAAACCGACUGUAAAUGGUCAAACUAACCAACAUGGCAUGAUGAUCAUACAGUGCAAUGUUGAUGAUGAACAUCAUCAUGACAACAACGAAGAACGUGAUGAGGCUGCACAUGAUCGCCAUACUAAUAAUUAUGAUCAUCAUGAUCAUGUUGGAUCACUUGUUGUUGCAGCGACUGCGAGUGCGCCGUCUAAUAUAAAUCACAACGAAAGUUGUGUGACUAGUGUUGUUGAAAAUGGUCAAAACGCGUUUGAACGUAUUUGUACGAAUGGCCUAAGCGGUAGCGAACGUGAUCGCCAUGAAGCUGGUAAUAGUCUCUGCAAUACAGAUGUCCAACAGCAGCUGGAAAGCACAGACGUGAACGCGAAUGCGAAUGCGAUUGUCGCGAACAGUCCAACCACGGCAACGGCUAAGGCUACGAAAGCAGAUUGUGCAAGUGCACUGACCGUAACAGACGCUGUACGCAGACGCAGUGACGAUCAGACAAAUGCGAAUUCAACGCAAACGCUAACACAAAAUCAAAUAGAAGCAACUCAAUCCCAAUUGCAUGUGUUGAAGAUACAGAUUAAGCCAGAAGAAGUGAAUGAACAAAACGAGAAACAAGUGACAGUGGUGACCCUUAAAGAGGCACAAGUGCAAGAAAAACAAAAACAACAACCAAAAACAAGCCAAACUAAAGAACUGAAUCGUAUAGCUCCAGUGCAUAUAACCGAAAUACUUGAAGAGCAGAGUGCGCGUCCACAACCAACGGGUGAAAGUGCGUACGAUCUACAUUUGAACAGCGAGAAAAUGGUGCAGAAGCCAACUACAGCAAUCUCAGUAACGGCAACGCCAAUGACGGGCGCAUUGGCGUCGUCGACAAUUCUUAAUUCGGGCGCGGUAACCGUGUCGGGCGGGAAUGCAAACACAAACUUGAAUUCGAACACAGGCGCAAUCAUCAACGGCAAUGCAAACAGUAACGGCACAAACAACGGGCACGCGAACAACACGAUUACAUCGGGCAAUACAACCGUCACCGAACUAAAUGUGUCAAAUCCUUCGUAUUUAUACUACGUUAUGUCCAGUGGCCAGUUUUCACCUUGUGACACACUAGACAGCGGCACUGGCAGCGAUUUGGAGAGUAAUGGCAAUAUCACACCAGGUACACCAUCACCACAAAGCAAGCUCCAGUGUACACUUGAUAAACUUAAAGCAGCUACUCAAUCCUCUUCACAGAACAGUACAAAUGGUAGUAGUGCACCAAAAUUGGAAUUACAUAUGAAGGCCACUAAAAUACGUCUAAAUGGCAGCGCUAAGAAAUCAGCGUUGGGCUCCUCAAGCUCCGCCACAAAGACACAUACAAAUGGCGACCAUGCACGCGCUGGCAGCUUCACUGAUAGUGAGGAAAGCGAAUCGUCCUCACUCAGCUGUGAUUCACUUCAUUCCACCGAAUUUAUACGCCAGUCAUCAGUUUCGCCGACAACUCCGAAAACAUGCGGCAAUACUGCGUCAGCGGCGCACGUCAAAAUGUUGGGCGCCUUCUUGCCAGAUUCUUUGUUGCGCGAUAUACGCGAUCGCAAAUUUCCCACAAACGAUUUCGAGGCGAAAUAUGGCGAUGGUGGUAGUGUUGGCAGCGCUGAUGGUGGCAGUGAAGGGGAUGGUGAUGGUGAUGUCACUACAACUCCUUUGCCCGAUGUCAUCAACGAACAGGAUUACAUUCGUGUUGAUCAUGCCAAAUUCUUACAGGAACACAACAGCAACAACAUUGCCGUUAACAACAGUCACAACAAUAAACGAUUGUCGCUGCCAAAUAAAACGUUCGUAUUAAACGCGGAUAACGGUACAUUUGUCGAUGUGAAAAUGAAUUCGAUGCCGCGCAAAUACGAAGCAGAUAAAUAUUACAAUUUCCAUGUGAAGGAGCAUGAAAAUUUUCGUAGUUUCGAUAUUGGUGCUGCAGCCAAUCUUGGCGGUGGUGAUCUGGAAAGUUUUUCCGAAUAUGAAACGAAAAGUUUACACGACGACGCCUUCGCAGGCUAUAAGGAUAUACGUUGUGGCUCGGCCACAUCAACUAUACGUUCGUCGAAGGGAACGGUGCGCGGAGUCAAGAAUCGUGUGCGCAAUGGAAUAGCCACAUUCUUACAAAUGCAGCAGCCAAAUGUCAAGAACUUCAAGGAAAAGGAUGCGGGAAAGGUGGUCCUCUACACAACGAGUAUGGGCAUCAUACGAGACACAUAUGCCAAAUGUGCAAAUGUCAAACAGAUACUGCGUACGUUACUAGUGAAAUUCGAAGAACGAGAUGUUUUCAUGAGCAUCGAGUACCAGCAAGAGAUAAAGGAGCGAAUGCACUCGGAAACGAUAAAAGUACCUCAACUCUUCGUGGAAGGCCAACACAUUGGUGAUGCUGACACCGUGGAACGACUCAACGAAUCCGGUGAACUGCGCCAGUUGCUCAAACCAUACAAGUCAAUUGCCACCACGUUCACUUGUCAAACAUGCGGCGGCUACCGCCUACUGCCAUGUCCCUCGUGCAAUGGCUCAAAGAAAUCGGUGCAUCGAAAUCACUUUACAGCUGAAUUUGUGGCACUGAAAUGCAUGAAUUGUGAUGAAGUGGGACUGGUUAAAUGUCACAAUUGUUAAGCAGCGAGUCUAACGAGGAGGAGGAGGAGUAAAUGAAGCCUGCAGCCACAUGCAUACAUAGUUUAGCGAUUAAUUAACAGGCGGCAGCAAUGAAGCUUAAUGGACAGCUAACAGGCAAUUGACGAUUGUCAUAUGGCGGAGAGAAGUACUAAAUACGAUGGCGCGCCACGUGCAUAUAUAGGUAGAAUUAAUUACUAACUACUUCUAACUAAGUUAAGCAACGAAAUAGUCACUCAAUAUUUUUUAUGCUUUCUUUAUUUUUCUUUAAACACUAAGUUUUUUGUUUUGUUUUGCUAUUGCGUUGCUUAUAAGUAGGAUUACGCUUCUUCUUUUUUAUUAUUGUUUUUAUUUUAAAUAUAUCAGUAGUGCAAUAGCGCAAUUUAUUGUUAAGAAAUACAUAUUUACAUACAUAUUUUUAUAAAAGACACAACCAUGAACUAAUUAUUGGAUAGCAAUUCAAACAAAAAUAUUUAACGAACGAUUGCUUUGCUGACCUUAGCGAUAUUUAUUGUUUUUUUUUUUAAUUGUUUAAUUAACUCUAUCUAUUUACAUAUGUAAAUUUAUAUUGUACAAUAUAAUUAAAAGUACGUGUAUACAAAAGUCUUCGAUUUGAUUGACGGUCAAUAGGGUAUUCGAAUUUAUUGUAUAUCGUCGAUUGUUUAAACUGCAAAUAUGACGGUUGUGAUAAUUUAACACAGAUAUUAGCAAACAACUAAAAACUAAUAAAAGGCAGAUAAGAAGAAUAAAGUAUUGGUUAAAAAAUGUUAAUUUUAACUUUAUAGAAAUCCACAAUAAUAUAAUCUACACGUAUGCAAAUAUGAAAACCCAAACAUCAUUUCAUUAGACCAGUUCACGCUUGCUUGUGUAUGAGAUUAGUCCAAAUUAAAAUAAGAAAUACCUGUUCUUUGAAAUGCUAAAACUGUAAACAACAUUAUUUUAAGAAUUUUACAAAUUUUUCAUCUUUCACAU
Messenger RNA from Anastrepha obliqua, 5756 nucleotides. RefSeq names its product probable WRKY transcription factor protein 1. The coding region runs from base 1401 to 4787 and encodes 1128 amino acids. The record is from RefSeq and is a predicted model, not a curated record. Lineage: Eukaryota; Metazoa; Arthropoda; Insecta; Diptera; Tephritidae. The transcript is spliced from 5 exons. Gene Ontology annotation, biological process: sensory perception of sound.